UUGAGAAAGUGAGCAGUAUAUAGGCUACUUAAGGCGCUCUCUGUUACAGCAAUAGAAUAAAGAUGAAUCCUGGGGGUCGCAGACUGAAGCAGUGGCUCAUAGAGCAGAUAAACAGUAAUAACUAUAAUGGACUAUUAUGGGAGGAUGAGAAGCGAACCAUGUUCCGAAUCCCCUGGAAACAUGCAGGAAAACAGGACUACAACCAGGAGGUGGAUGCAUCCAUAUUCAAAGCGUGGGCGAUAUUUAAAGGGAAGUUUAAGGAGGGAGAUAAAGCUGAACCAGCGACUUGGAAGACCAGACUGCGCUGUGCGCUCAACAAGAGCCCUGACUUUGAGGAAGUUACUGACCGAUCCCAGCUUGACAUUUCGGAGCCUUACAAAGUGUACCGGAUAGUUCCGGAGGAGGAACAGAAGUUGGGUAAAAACUCCAUCCCCGUAAUGUCCUGCAGUACUGACAUGAGUGACAUGGACUGCUCACCAGAUCUGGAUGUACAGAUCAAAGAGCCCUCUAAUGAUGAAUUCAAGUGCAGUCAUUCUCCUUUGGAUGAGGGCAGUAACGUGCCACCAGGCCAGGAAUGGUGGCAGCAUGGACCCCACAAUGCUGCUGUUGUUCAUCAGGAUCAAUCUCCUGCAGCCUUCUCUCAGAUGAUGAUCUGCUUCUAUUAUGGAGGCCGUCUGGUGGGCAGCACGGUCACCACUCACCCGGAGGGCUGCCGUAUCUCGCCCUGCCAGACCCCUGUGACUAAUGGCCUGUUAUACGCGUCGGACAGCCUCCAGAACAUCCGCUUCCCUUCGGUGGAAUUAAUUGAACACGAGAGGCAGCGUAACGUCACCCGAAAGCUCUUCAGUCACCUGGAGCGGGGUGUUCUGCUGCGUGCCAACAGAGAUGGCAUCUUCAUCAAGCGUUUGUGCCAGAGCAGAGUGUUCUGGUGUGGCCAGGACUCACAGUACAUCCCAAACCCCUACAAACUGGAGCGAGACGCGGUGGUGAAGAUCUUUGACCCUGCCAGAUUUUUAGAAGCUCUGCAGGUAUAUCAGGAGGGUCAUUAUCAGGCCCCGGACCCCACCAUCACACUCUGUUUUGGGGAAGAGUUAAAUGAUUUCAGCACUGUCAAAAGCAAAUUAAUCAUUGUACAGAUCACAGCGUUGAACUAUCAGCAGCUGGUGGAUGCAGUGACCACUCGCAGAUCGCAGUACAGUGGAGGGAAUGUGGAGAUCUCUGAUGAGAUAGCCAGUGAUCAAAUGGCUCGAAUAUACCAGGAUCUGUGCAGCUACACACUUCCCCAGCGAGCUUCCUGUUUCAGAGACAACCUGACCAUUCCAGUGUGAAGCAGAACUCUAAACCAUCCAUAAUGACCCCAAAUAAUGCUUUUACAUUGUCAUAACUUAAAGAAAUGUGUAUUACACAUAAGAUUUCAUGAUUAGGUAUGCUAGCUGUGUGUAGCAUUCCAUUUUCUCAGGGCUCAAAAUAUCAUCUGACAAAGUGUAAAAUGUUCUCAGGGAUAACAUUCUGUUUAUUAGAUGAAAAUGUAUUUCUUUGUUUUUGUGUUUAUAUUUUAUUUAUUUUUUCAGAAAGUUAUUUUCAAAAAAUAAUUGUGUAUGUUUUUUGUCCUAAUCAUUGGAUCCUCCUGUUAUUUUGUAUUAUUAUUAUUCACUGUAAAGUUGAUAGGUUUAACUAUCCUUCAUUUUUGUAUUCAUUUUUUUUAAAGCAGAUUUUCCUUUUUACUCUAAAAUGUAAUUAUGUGUCAAAUAAAAGAUUAGCA
Xyrauchen texanus (razorback sucker) is the source of this 1762-nucleotide messenger RNA. RefSeq names its product interferon regulatory factor 8-like. Gene Ontology annotation, biological process: regulation of transcription by RNA polymerase II; immune system process. Bases 63 to 1328 code for a protein of 421 amino acids. Gene Ontology annotation, molecular function: DNA-binding transcription factor activity, RNA polymerase II-specific; protein binding; RNA polymerase II cis-regulatory region sequence-specific DNA binding. NCBI's taxonomy places the organism in Eukaryota, Metazoa, Chordata, Actinopteri, Cypriniformes, Catostomidae. Gene Ontology annotation, cellular component: nucleus. The record is from RefSeq and is a predicted model, not a curated record. The transcript is spliced from 8 exons.